This is a messenger RNA of Adineta ricciae, 1836 nucleotides long. The record is from the annotation of a GenBank genome assembly. Lineage: Eukaryota; Metazoa; Rotifera; Eurotatoria; Adinetida; Adinetidae.
AUGCUACUGCACGCAACUUUUUGUCUAAUCCUCUCGGUCUUGCUAUUUCCAAAUAGUUCUGCGAUUUCAAGUCCAAUACAACCAUAUACUAGCUACAGAUAUUCGACUGAACUACAGAGCAAUGUGGCUGAUCUUUGGUGGACAGUGAAUGAAACUAAACAGGAGAUCAUAUUUGAAUUGCAUAUGAAAACAACAGGAUGGAUUGCUUUGGGUAUUAGUCCAGCUGGCGGAAUGAAAGGUGCUGAUAUUGGUCUCGGAUGGGUUGAUCAAAAAGGUCAAGUACAUUUUCAAGAUCGAUAUGCAAAAAACUACACACGACCAAUAGUCGACACGACAACCAGUGAUUGGUUUGGUUUACAAGGCCGUGAAGAAAACGGCUGGACAGCAAUUCAAUUCAAACGUUUACUGGACACCUGCGACACAAUGGAUGUUCCAAUAAAAUCUGGCACGAAUAUUCUUAUUUUUGCAUACGGUCUAGAAGAUCCGGACAUGUCUGAACCCCAGGGUAUCAUCUAUUAUCAUGACAAUCGACGCGGUUCACGUAUCAUACCAUUACGAUCGUACGGCAAUCCUUCACCCGAAGAUAAAUUUGCCGGUUUAGAUUAUUUCGACUUUCAAUUAAAUAAUUACAAUGUUCCAGUAGAUAGUACAACCUAUCACUGCAAAGUAUACAAGGUGCCAAGUAAUCUGACCGAACGACGACAUGCUAUUGCUCAUAAGACGAUCAUUGGCGAAGGCAACAUCGAUAUCGUUCAUCAUCUCUUGAUGUAUGAAUGCAAUCCUACGGCUGUAUUCGAUGACAAUAAUUUACCAGAUGGUCUCUGCGAUGCUAUAUAUCAGCAAUUGACCGAAUGCUCGGCAAAUAUUGCAACAGGCUGGGCUGUCGGUGGUGAUCACAUUGUCGAAUUUCCUGAAAUUGCCGGUUAUCCAGUUGGAGGGGAUUUCGAAAUCAAAUAUUACAUGAUUCAAAUGCACUACGAUAAUCCAAAACAAUUGUCAAAUCGUCGAGAUAAUUCCGGCAUUCGAUUUUACCUCGGAAAGGAACUCCGUCAAGAAGAACUCGGAUAUCUUACUCUUGGUGCAGAUUCAACACCUGUUAGUAUUGCUAUUCCACCACGUAGCGAUCGAUUUGUUAUUGAUUCUUAUUGCACAGCGAGUGCAACGAAAGUCAUUCCUAAAUCGGGAAUUACUGUUACUACUGCAUUUCCACAUACACAUUUGCAAGGUCGUACUGUGUGGACAAAGAUCAUUCGAAAUGGAACAGCGGUGGAUUAUUUAUUCAAUGGCGAUGCUUAUGACUUUAAUUAUCAAUUCGAAAAUCGUCUUCCAAAACCUGUUAAACUGUAUCCCGGCGAUGAGUUAGCUACACGGUGCGUUUAUAAUACAAUGGAUAAGAAUCAAACGACCACAGGUGGAGAAAGAACACAAGAUGAAAUGUGUCUACAUAUGUUCACUUAUUAUCCACGAAUGAAGAAUAUGUAUGGUUGCAUGAUGCUAAUUCCAGACGCAAUAUGGGCACAAAAGAUGAAUAUUAGCCAGGAGUCGUUUGAUUAUCUAAAACUUAAAAAGUGGCUAGUGGACUUGCAAUGGACACCAGAAUCCGUAUUGCAAUGGCAAGAAUUCUACAACGAUGCUUCACGACUUCUUUUGUCUGGCAGGGCAGGUAAUUUCACCAUCGAUCUUCUACCAAGACUACCAACAUACAAAGACUUACAACCAGCAGAAUGUAAAAGCGAUGCGCGUCCGAAUACGGCUGCUCAUCAGCAUGCAUUUACCACUUUUACUCUUAUUCCAUUCUUCAUUAUAUUCGCCAUGAACAUGUUUGCAAGAAAAUAA